This is a messenger RNA of Carassius auratus (goldfish), 2412 nucleotides long. RefSeq names its product BTB/POZ domain-containing protein 10-like. Gene Ontology annotation, cellular component: cytoplasm. The record is from RefSeq and is a predicted model, not a curated record. Bases 425 to 1828 code for a protein of 467 amino acids. The transcript has 9 exons. Gene Ontology annotation, biological process: positive regulation of phosphorylation. Gene Ontology annotation, molecular function: protein binding. NCBI's taxonomy places the organism in Eukaryota, Metazoa, Chordata, Actinopteri, Cypriniformes, Cyprinidae.
GCACUGCCUCUACUCUGGUCUUCUUACUGCCGGACCGGAAGCGUUAGCUGUUACAGUCAUAGACAUCAUAUAUAUUAUGUCUAUGGUUACAGUUGCGCUUGACUCCUAGAGGCUUUGUGCGCUGAAGGUGAAGGUUGUUUCUAUGACGAAUUCUCGUGUGUUCUUCUCGCGAUAUUCAGUUUAGUUUAACUUGUCUCCUUGGUUAGCCAUGUAACGUUAGCAUCUUCAAAUCUUUCAACAUUGUAUCCCAUCGUUAACGGCGAAGAACAAGCUAAUGUAAAUAAAUGCUAGCUAGUAUUCACUCCUGUCAGUAAGUUCAAACCUAUGGUUCAAACGCACACCACGCGGAUCAAGUUCAACUUAUAGCGGAAACAGGAUAUGAGAUCUUAAGGUGUAAAGGUCCAGUAAUAUAAACUCUCCCGAGAUGGCAGCACAUUCUAUCUCUUAUGACAGCCACUCUAGCGAUUCAGAAAAUUGGGAUCAAAGGACAACAUGUGGCUCUAGGAGAAUCUGCAGACAUUUAAGUGGUCAGCUGCUUGGAGCUCAGCUGGAGGGAGAGCUGGUCAACAUGAGCCUGCACGGAGCCAGCGGAGGAGGACCCCUGGACCACCCCAUGGAGAGACGGCGCUCUGGUGAUCGCUCCAGGGAUUCUUCACACGAGAGAGGCGAAGGACAGCUGACCCCCUGCAUCAGGAACGUCACCUCACCCAUACGCCAGCACCUCAGCGACCGUGAACGGGAUUCAGGCUGCUCAUCGCGCUCAACGAGUCCCAGGCCUCAGAAAGCAUGUACUUCCAGCCUGUUCUAUGGUGACCCUCAUGGUAAAACCCACAGCUCCGACAUGAUCUACGUGUGUGAAAACAUCAAGGAGGGCCCUCGCAGUUUGAGGACUGCCGAGAGAGUCACUCUGAUUGUAGACAACACACGUUUCGUGGUCGACCCAUCCAUCUUCACUGCCCAACCCAACACCAUGCUCGGCAGGAUGUUUGGAUCUGGACGGGAACACAACUUCACGCGUCCUAAUGAAAAGGGAGAGUAUGAGGUUGCUGAGGGAAUCAGCUCCACCGUGUUCAGAGCCAUUCUGGAUUACUACAAAUCAGGGAUAAUCCGCUGCCCUGAUGGGAUAUCCAUCCCGGAGCUGAGAGAGGCAUGUGACUACCUUUGCAUCGCCUUCGACUGCAGCACCAUCAAGUGCAGAGACCUCAGUGCACUCAUGCAUGAGCUGUCUAAUGAUGGCGCCCGGCGGCAGUUCGAGUGCUAUCUGGAGGAGAUGGUGCUUCCUCUGAUGGUGGCCAGCGCUCAGAGCGGAGAGAGGGAGUGUCAUGUGGUGGUGCUGACCGACGAUGACGUGGUGGACUGGGAUGAGGAGUAUCCACCGCAGAUGGGAGAGGAAUACUCACAGAUUAUAUAUAGCACAAAACUAUACCGUUUCUUCAAAUACAUUGAGAACCGAGACGUUGCCAAAUCUGUUUUGAAGGAGAGAGGACUGAAGAAGAUUCGAUUAGGCAUUGAAGGUUACCCAACCUACAAAGAGAAAGUAAAGAAGCGGCCCGGCGGGCGUCCUGAGGUCAUUUACAACUAUGUCCAGCGGCCCUUCAUCCGCAUGUCCUGGGAGAAAGAGGAAGGCAAAAGCAGACACGUGGACUUCCAGUGCGUGAAAAGCAAGUCCAUCACCAACCUGGCUGCAGCUGCCGCAGACAUCCCUCAAGACCAGCUGGUGGUGAUGCACCCCGGGCCUCAGGUGGACGAACUAGACAUCCUCCCCAACCACCCUCAGCCCAGCCACCAUUACGAUCCUGAUCCCGACGCCCCGUCCCCGGCCAUCUGACCCUCACACACACUAACACACACACACACACACACACCGUCAACACUGGAGCACUGCAGAGAGAGGCCAGCCAAGUCCCGCUGCCAAGACCGCAUUGCCUUUCAAGUCCUCUGCCCGCCUUAAGAGUCUCAAAGACGAUCGCUGUGGCAGCACAUGACCUUUGGACACUUUGCCUUUCUUUCCCUCAUAGAACUCAACCAAAGGAGUUUUUUUAAUUUAAUUAGACACUCAAAGUUGAUAAUCACUCCUUUGAUUAGUAUCUGAAGAGAUUGUACUAAGUUGUGGUGCUGUGUAGCUACUGCUGUUUAACUUGGCAAUAAAAUGAAGCACAAUCCACUGGAGAACCUGCAUCAUGUGAUGAAAUGAGAAUCCCCUCUGGUUUUGUCACGUGGACGGGGCGUAACGGAGCACCUGUGGAGCUUCACUGUGAUGCAUGGCCUCUGAAUGAGUACUGAAGUGAUGUCAUGUUUUUAUUGUACCGUAUAAUUCAUAUUGUUGUUAUUUGUAGCUGCAGUGAGGUGCAUCACGAGAGACGCUCCUCUUGCUUGAGGAAUGUUAUUUUAAUAAACACGAUCCAAUCAGCA